AAAAGUAUAAUAGAAAAAAAAUAAUAAUAAUAAAGGAGAGGAGAGGAGAUUUCAACUUCCCUCUAAAAGUGCUCUCAUCCCCUCCCAGUCCCCCGCUUCUCCGCUCCCUCCUUCCCCGCCUACAGAUUCAAUUUCCUCUUCCGUCCCAAAAAGCUUCUUCUUCUCUCUUUGCUGACUUUACUCCCAUCAGCAGCGGCUGUUGCCCUCUUCAGUCUCAUCUGGAGGCCGCGCAUUUCAUAAGCGGGGUUGCUUUUCUCUCGUUAAAGGGUUACGAAUUUUUCGCAUGGUAGCGGAUCAAACAGGAGCAAUAUUUUCUGCAGGACCGACUACCAGCUGUAGGUUGUUCCACGUAUCUUGGAUUUCAUCUUAAUAUGGAAGCCCAAAUUCAUCACCUCGAGCAAGAAGCUUACAGUGCAGUGCUACGUGCUUUUAAGGCUCAAUCUGAUGCUCUUACCUGGGAAAAGGAGGGUUUGAUUACUGAACUUCGCAAAGAGCUCCGGGUAUCAGAUGAUGAGCACAGAGAGCUUCUCUCCAGAGUUAAUGGGGACGAUGUCAUCCUUCGUAUAAGGGAAUGGAGAACUACAGGUGGGAAUGAAGCUACUAGGUUUGUCCCACCAAGAGGUCUUGACAUGGUACCCAGCCCUACCAUCUCCGGUGCCCGUAAAAGACAGAAGAUAUCUCAAGGGGGUCAUGCACUUCCUACUUUAUCCUCUGUGAAGGCUAUGCAGCUCCCCUCACAGUUUGCUACUCGACCUAGGUACUUUACUACACACAACUCCCGCAGUUCUUCUGGUGCACCUGUGGUUGAUGAACCUCCUGAGGCACUGCUCGGACGAAAGGUUUGGACUAGAUGGCCUGAGGACAACCACUUCUAUGAGGCUGUCAUAACUCAAUAUGACUCUUCUCAGGCCCGGCAUUCUCUAGUGUAUGAUAUGGGCACGAAGAACGAGACAUGGGAGUGGGUUGAUCUGAACGAGAUAUCUCCAGAGGAUAUACGAUGGGACGGAGAGGAUCCAGCAAUUCUGUAUCGUGGUGGACAAGGUGGCGGUGGUAGCCGAGUGAUGAGGAAAACCAUAAGCCAUGGCGGUUUUAUCCCACCGGGCUCCAUUCCAGUGCAGGGUUAUCGAAAGUUCCCCUCCAGAAGGGAGCUUUUAGCAGCACGCAAUGGCUUUGCUGCAAAAGUUUCUGAUGAUAUUGAAUUACUGAACACCGAGACACUAGUUAAGGAGGUUGAAAAGGUUUUCGGAGUUAGUCAACCAGAUCCAAUUGAGCUUGAGAAAGCCAAAAUGAUGCUAAAAGAGCAGGAACAGGCACUUUUGGAUGCAAUCGCAAGGCUUGCAGAUGCAUCUGAUGGCGAAAGUGACGGGGAACAGCACUUCUUACACGGGCAACCAAUGGAGCGUUAGUGUGGUUUGAAGAUACCAUUUCACAGGAGUCAGAAAAGAUGUCUUGCUGAAAGCAGCACCUGAUGAGGCUGUAGAACUGGAAAUUGAGGGAGAAGGAAAAGGUUAAAUCAACCAUCGCUGGUGGUUGGCUGCCAGUUUUCCUUUAAUCUUCUAACCUGUUGGAUUGUAAAGAAUUUCCUCUGUUUCCUUCCACCUUGUAUCAUAUUCAUACCUCUUCAUUUCCAUUUAACAUCUUGUUCUGCAGAACGAGAUUUGUAGUUAGGAUUAGUGAGGAUAAGGAAUGUUCAGGGGAAACCUUCGCUAAUCUAGAUUUGUACAACUGCCCAUGGCUCGCAAUAGAGAAUUUGACCUAGAAUCAUUCUGAUAUAAGCUGAACUCUAUAAUGCCUCAGAUAUAACUCUGUUUUUCUCUUAACCCAGAGCCCAAAGAGCGUUACUUCCAUUCCAUGAUCGAGUAUUGCAACUUUCAUACAGGAAAAGAAAAUGUCAAUCAGUUUUAUAGCGUUUCAUGGAACUCUACAAUCAAAUUGACCAUGACGGAAUCAAAAGCAGGGCCUUCUACUUCAAAAUGACCAGCUCCUUGUAUUAGAUGCAUCUCUGCUCUGCCAUCGCAGCUCUUCACCUUGCUCUUCAGCUGCCGCACGCUCGUGAACCAGUCUGCACUCCCCAUUAUGAACAGCUUCGGCUUCCUCGCCUUCAACGUUGGCUUGUAGUGCUUUCCGAACAGAAACGAAGCUGCCAAGCCGAAAGGAUAGCCUAUGCUCACGUAUCCCACUACUUUCUCCAGGUGAUCCAGCGCCGAGCCAGCUAUUGGAGCUCCUACGAACGACCCGACAAGCAAGAUCCUGUCGACAGGCAAGUUGUCGGAAACCCAAUUGCAGACAGCGACAACAUCCUCGAUUUCGGGGAUUCCGGUGAUGGAGGACUUGCCGGUUGAUCUCCCGACACCUCUCAUGUCGAAUGUGACCGCGGUAAGCCCUUUGAUGGAGAGCCUGGAGGCAAUGCCGUGCAUGAUGACCUGGCAGCCGCCGAGUUUUGAGUAAGGAUGGACGAGAACCACCGCGGUGGCGGCUUGGGCGGAGGUGGGCUUGAAGAGCCUGGCAUGGAGAACGAUCCCGUCUCGUGUGGAUACGAAGCAUGACUCCAUGGCGCUCCUCGGAGGUGUCAUCGGUGACGACGAAGAGGAGCCUCUGGAGAGAUUCGAGAGGGCUGUCGCCAUGGAUUCCCCUUUUUUUUUUUUAAUAUGAAAUGUUACAUGGAGAGGUGUUGCGUUCUUUGGGGUGGUUUUGAGAGGUUUUUGCUGUUGUUCAAGGAUGUUUGGUUUGGAAGGUUUGGUGAUGAUAUUAUAUGGGUUCUAUUCU
Linum tenue is the source of this 2766-nucleotide messenger RNA. The record is from the annotation of a GenBank genome assembly. Lineage: Eukaryota; Viridiplantae; Streptophyta; Magnoliopsida; Malpighiales; Linaceae.